CGCAUAGCAGUGGACGGGAAAGGCGGCAGGGAGCUGGAGCCCGCGUCGCAGCUCUCGGCCACAGGGAGGCUGGGCGAACCCGCGCGCGAGGACACCUGGCCCAGGCUCAGCGCGGAGCUCUGCGCACGGCUGGGGUCACGGGUAUACUGAAAGGCACUUGAUCAAGAGAAAUCUGGGGGAAGCUGGAAACCAUCAAGUUAUUGAGGCCACACAGGGCAGAAAAGAUAGAAGAAAGAAAGUUUAUCAGUUUCUUCCUAAACCUCUUAGAAAUAACAGCAUAUCUUAAUCUGAGACUUAUGUUGCUAUGAGGACAGAUUCAUCGAAAAUGACUGAUGUGGAGCCUGUGGUCAACAAUUUUGCAUCUUCAGCAAGGACAGGCCGCCGGAAUGCGGUGCCAGACAUCCAGGGCUCAGCGGGGACAAGUGGAAUCUCGGAGUUGCCCCUCAGACUGGAGGCCCUCUCCAUGGAGGAAGAUGUAAAAAAGAAAGAUGAAGAAACAACACAAUGCCAAUUGGAAAAGCCCCCAAAAGAAGAAAAAUGAAGGCUCAUAAACUAUCAAAAGUGCUGAAUUUCUGUAAACUGAAAGACUUAGUGGCCCUGCUUUCCUGAGAUGUUUGAUCUGGUAGUAACUAUGGUAACAUUACAGCCCUAAGCAACACGUGUGUAUUAGAUAAUUUUGUUGUGAAGCUACUCACUUGGAAUGCAACCACAAUGUCCAAUGUAGGCUACUAAAAGGCAUAUUACUUCCAAAUUGCACCCAAGGAAAAGGUUAAGAAUGUAUGGUCACUUAUAUACAUAUCAUUAUCUAUAAACCCAACAAAAUCCACUGUUCUCUUUUGGAUUUACUUAGCCAGAUGUAUUUUUAAUUCUGUUUUUAUGGUAAUGGGCAAACCAUUUUCUUAGUAAAUAUAAAACAAACACCAUUCAUUUAAAACUAUGGAAUUUGUAGGGCAAUAUUUUUUUUUUUUUGGAUGAGAAGGAAUAAUAGUCAAAAACACAUAGAGAACAUUUGUUUUUAAAGCAAAAAUGCACUAUUUUUCCCCAAACCCUAAAAUGAUUUGGAAAAAUUGCAAAACUUUGACAACUUAAAUAUCUUUAGGAUAUUUUUGUUUGAUGUAUUUUGCUUCUAGUCUACGCAUACUGUGAUUUUUCUUAUAGACUCUUAAAAUACAAAAUUUGUGACAAAUUGUUUAUAUGGAACAUGCCUAUUAAAAUGAAUUUCACUAUCUUCCUUAA
Lynx canadensis (Canada lynx) is the source of this 1236-nucleotide messenger RNA. It is a transcript of the gene PKIB, whose product is annotated as cAMP-dependent protein kinase inhibitor beta. The record is from RefSeq and is a predicted model, not a curated record. NCBI's taxonomy places the organism in Eukaryota, Metazoa, Chordata, Mammalia, Carnivora, Felidae. Gene Ontology annotation, biological process: negative regulation of cAMP-dependent protein kinase activity. The transcript has 5 exons. Gene Ontology annotation, cellular component: cytoplasm; nucleus. Gene Ontology annotation, molecular function: cAMP-dependent protein kinase inhibitor activity. The coding region runs from base 305 to 541 and encodes 78 amino acids.